AUGUUAAUGGAUCGCCUAGUGUCAUAUGGAACACAGUAUGAGGUGAACUCUUAUAAUUUAGCUAGUGAUCAUCGUCGUACUACAGCGCCCAUUUCAUCAUCGAAUAUUAGUAAUAAAUUUGCUGAACUCUCACAUUUAUUAUGGUCACUAGGGACAUUAACACAAGCACGUAUUUCAACAUUAGAUUAUAGUUAUAAAGAAUAUGAACAACUGACAUUUGAAAAACAUUUAGAAUUUAAAACAAAAUUAUUUGAAGCCUUGCGUUAG
Molecule: messenger RNA, 267 nt
Organism: Didymodactylos carnosus
Lineage: Eukaryota; Metazoa; Rotifera; Eurotatoria; Philodinida; Philodinidae
Source: the annotation of a GenBank genome assembly